ACCGAGGCGGCCAUACCCGGAAGAAUGACAAGUGUGUAUUGUCGUCAUUCGCCAAGAUUUUAAGGCAAGUAGGAAAGAAAUAUGUUUUGUCGAUAGAUAAUUGAUCAUCUUUGUGGCUCGUGAUUGUAUGUCGUUUGUUUAUUCGUACAAAUAAAAGGGAGACGUCGCCAGUAGGUAAUUAGUUUGGUAGCUAUGUGAUUAUUUCCUUUUUAAUGACAGUUCGUGGGAGCUACACUUGUUAGCAUUUUUCACUAAAGAGCAACAUGGCAUCCUACUUUGACGAGCACGACUGUGAGCCGACCAACCCCGAGGAACAGUACCGCCAGAAUGCACUCCUUGAACUGGCCAGGUCUCUAAUGCAGGGGUUGGACUUGAUGGAUUCAGGACAUUUUGACUCGUCAGACUGGGACCAGCGUCUUCCUCCUCCAGCUGCAAAAGUAGCUGUGCAGACUCUCACUGUGGUGGUUAUUUCUCCAGAGCAAGCAGACAAAGGCAUGAAGUGUCCUGUGUGUUUGCUGGAGUUUGAAGAGCAGGAGACUGUUCGAGAAAUGCCUUGCAAGCAUCUUUUCCACGCUGGAUGUAUACUGCCGUGGUUGGGCAAGACCAACUCUUGCCCACUGUGUCGACUUGAACUACCCACUGACAAUCAAGAGUAUGAAGAGUUCAAGAAAGACAAAGAGAGACGAAAACAGAGGGAGCACAGACUGGAGGACCUCCAUGGAGCAAUGUACACAUGACAGUGAUGUUUCACCACCACUAAACAUUCAGGAAGUUCAAAAUGGAAGCUCCUCUGCAGUGGCAGAACUACAACAUGGCUAUACUCUCAGGGGUACAGUUGAGAUGUGUGGAUGUGCUGCUUCCACCGGGCGACUUGAGGCCCUUUGUGGCACCGCUUCCCAGCGUGGAGUCCCGAGCCCUGGGGCCCAAGAUCACUCCUGAGCCGUGGUGGAGGCAUUGCUGCAGGCCCGCCAUCAUAGUCUCGCCCGUGACGGUGCCGAACUCGUACGUGAAGGUGCCGUAGAAGACCAGGAUGUCCACGGUGAAAACCCACUCACAGAUGGCGGCGGCGUGCUGGAGCGUGAAGCUCUCAUGCACAAAGAAGAUGCCACCUGGGAAGGACUGGUUAAGGCCCAUUCAUAUACACUAAAUAUAAACACCUGACUAUCCAUUGACAAACACAUAAUGCAAACAUCUGUCUGUCCAUACACAUACACAACAUACACAUUUAUCUAUUCACAUACACACAAAAGAAACAUCGGUCCAUUCACAAACACAAUGUAAACAACUGUGUCUAUUCACAUACAUACAAUGUAAACAUCUGUCCAUUUACAAAUGCACAUAAUCAGCCAGUAUUAACUAAGAAGUAAUGACAGGUCAUGAUGUCAGGGUAGAGCUAGCAGAGGUCUGAUGAAGAAAAGGAUACUGAGAACGAGGGAGACCAUGGCUCCGAGUGCCAGAGCCACACGGAAGUGGGCCAUCCAGUAGUCGAGGGCGGUUACUGCCACCCGAUAGGUGAGCACACACUGUAAGCACACAAAGAGAAGCCCUGCUGGAAAGGCCACGCCAGCGCCCACAUAGUGUAGAGAUUUGGCGUGGUCAACCUUUCAGGCCGAUAAACACAAUCUGAGAGUCCUGUGUGCUCUAUUGUGGGUCUAAAUGUGAGGAACCAGGGGCUUUACCUGGAAGUUGCCCACCAUAACCAGACCCACUGCGUUGGUGCAGCCCGAGACCAGAGCACUGGUGUUCACCCAACAUCUGUGGCUGUGUUCUAUCACCUGGGCGUAGCGCAGAAGGCACACCAUCACCACUGUAGACAACAAAUACACAUUUACACUGUACAACAACAACAACACAUAACUGCAAGAUAAUUGAAAAUGCAAGACAAAUAUUCAGCAUUAAACAUAUCCAUUCCAAAAUGUCAGUUUUUCCUGUGUGUAGGUGUACGUAAUGUUGUGGCCAGUGAGUGUAUAGGGAGAGAAGUCAAAAGGUACAAACUGCCGUCCAUCAGGCAUCCAGGAAGUGAGUACAUAAUUCCGGGGAAAUUUGAUGAAAAGGUGAACACUGACUGAAAGCGCCGAAAUGAAAGGCAGCACUGGGAAAAUGGGGCAAAAAUGAGUGGUGAUUCAACCUGACAGGAAGCAGAGGAGUAACGGAGGAAGGCCAUGGAAGGAUCAUGUAGGGGAGACGGCCGGGGGAAGGGUGGAAGGAAACCGCAUUAAUUAUUGAUUUAGAGAGCUAAGGCUAUUUCAAGCCCCUUCAUGGCUCUGAAGGCUGACACGGGCACAACACAACAUUGAUACAUUGAUGUGUGUAUAUAUCAGGGGUGUAAUAGUACAGUGGAACCUUAGUUAGCGUCAUUAAUUUACUCCAGAAGGUCUGACUCUAACCGAAACAGAUGCUAACCAAAUCCAUAAGAAAUAAUGUAAAUCCAAUUAAUCUGUUCUGAAAGCCAAAAAUGUUUCACAUGCAUAUAAAUACAUAUAAAUGAUGAAUGAAAGGGCUAAAUUAACAUUUAAGGUUAUUUUUACCUACAUUGAAGCUGUGAUUCUUGACAGGCUCAACUGUCCCCAAAGACACGAUGUGGCAGCGACAUCAAUCACCACUACCUUCCUGUUUUGACAUUGGGUUAUUUCUUGAAUUCAAUAAUGUUUCUCAAUACUGUAACCCAAAAUGGAGCCUUGUAAGUGUCAGCAUUUUGCUAAAGGUGAGAAAUACUACUGAAUUCAAGAAAUAACUCCCGACAAAACAGUAAGAUGGUGUCUUGUGUGGUGUCUCGCUGCCACAUCAUGUCUCUGGGAACCGCAGUCUUCAAUGAAGGUAAAAGUAACCUUAAAUGUUUAUUUAGCCCUUUCAUUUGUCAUUUAUAUGCAUUUAGAAUUGUUUUAUGCAUCUAAAACUAAUGAUAAAACUAUGGAAUCAUGUUUUGUGCUACCAUUUUUUAAGAGUCAACCGCUGAUGACAUCAUAGGCGGACAUUGUAUCUUUUCAUGGUUGCCAUUUUGUUCACUCGCUAAUAGGAUGCUAACGAGGAAGGACGUUUUCUGAUUUAAAAGAAAAGUGUGCCAUAUUGGAUGCUAACCGGAGAAUGCACGAAAACUGAGGCAAAAUCGUGGCGUGCAUUUUCAAUGUUAACCAGAAAAAACGAUAACCGGGCCGGACGCUAACUGAGGUUCCACUGUAUUCUUGUUAUUUCAUGCAUGCUUUGGCGGGUAGGUCAUGCUUGAGGAAUCUUAAAAAAGGUCCAAGAAAGCAUCAUGGAUUUCAGUGGAGAGUGAGAAGGGGGUGAAGUGCUGUGAUGCAAUUUCUGGACAUUUUGCAGCCUGCCCAGGGCCCGGCCGGCCAUGGUCAGUGAGUGAUGGGCGGAAUCUGGAGAUAUCUAAGUUGGAAAAAGGCUGACUUGGUAAUAGACUUGAUAUGGGAUUGGACAGAGAGGAUGGUGUCUAGAAUAAGUUAGGAACCUCAGGAGAAGCUUGUAUGGAGCAGUCGUCAGUGAUGAUGGAGAUGCCUCCAAACAUCCCAAGCAAUACCUCGUGGGCCACAACCACGAGCUGUCUUGUACAAGUUGAGGGAGUAGUUUAGCCGUCAUACGGGUUUACAUGUCAUGAAGGCAGUUGAGUAGUGGAUAUGUGCUACACUGGAAUGUAACAUUCAAACUGGUAAACUCCACAUUUAUUCAAAGCAUUAGGUUGUUUGUUAUAGGUAUUUGGUUAAGUCUUACCAACUGUGUAUUUUUGUUUGGCAAAGUUUCACAUUUUCAGGACAUAUGCGGAGGUCUUACCCAUGAAGGCUCCAACAUUGCCGAUGAGGCUGAACAGGCAGCUUUCAGGAGGGUAAGAGCCACAUUUACUGUAAUAGAUGAAGACAAAACAUGCAAUUAGCAAUAACACAGUUGCGUCACAUACACUGUUUUUACUGUAACAGCUGUAACUGCAUUAUAGGAGAACUGCCUCUAUAAAGGCUCUGGUCAUGUUUGUAUAUGCCAUAAAAGCAAAAGGUUAUGCUGAUGUCACAGAACCACAGCAUGAUAAUCCAUGCCUGAGGGCCUCAGGGUGACUACUUGUGCAGGCAUUGAAGAGCGGAAGGAAGGUUAAACAAGAGACCUGAUGAGGGGAAUGUCCUGGACGGUGCAACAGGUCUUGGGAAAGCCUGGUCGGAGCAGCUCCUCUGUGCACGUUACGUUGUAGGACCUGCAGCCAUAGCACAACCAGGUUAGGACAGAUUGUACUGAAUCACUGCGUCUCGUGUUAGAGAACAAAGAGAUAUGAUAUUUCUGAAAUGAAUGCUCACCAGUUCUCCACAGGACAAACAUGGUGAUUCAUCACAGCCAUGGCAUAUCUGCAGAUAAUUCCAUGUAUCAUGACACAGAGUAGCAGUAGUAGUAGUAGUAGUAGUAGAUUACUCAUCACAGUAAUGUAGACGCUGUAACUUAAAAAAUACAACUCACUGACCACCUGUCUUUACAGUUUUCAUCGUCUCUCGCCUCCAAAGAGGCAUGAAGAGAGUUCACUCUGUGCAUUGGUUCUACACCUACACGCUUCAUAUUACAAUGGCGAACAGAAUGAGACCUCUUGCCAGUCAUACAGUCGCUUUGUCUCUGUCGGGGAACCGUGGCAAUGCGUGGCAUGGCAAGAAGCAAUACAAGCCUACAAUGUAGAAAUUAGGAGAGAAAAAGAUGCUUGCAAAGCCAAAUUCCACAGCCCCUGCGUGGAAAUAUUAAUGAGCAACAUGAGCCCAUCAACACGAACGAGCCAGUAUGCCAAAUUUACUCGAAAGUAGUAGCAACAUAAAAGCAAAAAACAAAAGCAAAAAACGAACUUGCCCACCUCAAACAUAUCCGCCCCACCCAGUUUUCCCAUCUGGGAAAAAAAACUACACAUCGAGAUGCACAGCCUUCUUUCUGACAGCCAAUACUCACUGAGACGUUUGGUCGUCAAAGUAAAUACAAACGGAAUAGCACAAAUGAUAAGCGGCAUAGAAAAUGAAAUGGAAGGAUGGAGGGAGUGCGUUCACAGAAAGUCAUCCCAUAGGAAAUGCUGAUCUUUAAUGCAGUUGAAUGCUGCAAAUGUUUGACAGACACUAAGAAUUGUCUGUGAGAAAAAAACAUGUCACAAAUGGCAACUUUGCAGAGUAAAAGAUGACAUAUUAAAAGGAAAUAUUGAUUAUGCUAUAUUAUUUACUAUUAUCAUUAUUAUAUAUAUUAUCAUAACAGUUGUUUAUUUGGUCUAAAACAAUGUUGACAAUAUUAUCGUUUAGCGUCAAUCUGUGGGACAUAAACAUUUCAAAACGCACCUGCAUUGUUUUGCAACUCGGUUAAAUAAAGUUUUUCCAGUCAUAUUUUUUCACUGUGAUUUUCUUAAAAUGAAUGUGAAAACCUUGUCUCGUCCUUGUGGACGCAAUCUCAUGCAUUCUCGUCUCAUAAGAUCCCUACAAACUAGCCUAUAAGAAUGCAACUAAAAAAAGCAGGUUUUGCUUCAGCUGCUGAUAGACAGAAAGCUAGAAAGAAUGUUUACACUGAACAGCAACACAAUGACGUCUGUCUAGGCCAGGGGUGGCCAUUAUGUCGAUCGUGAGCUACUGGUAGAUCGCCAAGGUAGUUUGGGUCGAUCGCGUAAACGUCACUAUGUAGAUGUCAUAUGACAUCAGUCAGCUGACAUUAAGCUCCCCUCCUGAUUCGCGCUUGCUCCCCGGCAGCGUUUCAAGCUACACACGAAGAUGCAACUGUCAUCUUUAUUAUUGUGAUUAUGGAUGAACCAACUCUGCGGUAAGAUGUCUAUAUCUAUAACAAAAGUUAUCUGUUCACUUGUAGCGGCUAGUUACAUAGAAAAAAAACUGUAUUGUUUGAUGGCUUUGCUUGGCGUCAUGAACUCUGCUACAGAAAUCAGCGUUUUCUACAGGUUCGCUUCUUAAACUAUUAUUUCAUGCCGAAAUUACAAAUAUGCCCAUUGGUGAAACCUUUUCAAUAUGUUGGCUUGACUUCGGCUGCAUUGUCUUUUGCAUAAUCAUUUUAAAUUCUUGUAUAUCGCUAAUGUUUGAUAGCAAAUGCUAACUGGAUGUAAUACAUGAACUGUGUGCCCUAAUGAACGUUACAUAGCUAAUUUGACUGACAUAUUACCAGUACUCAGGUUAUGUACACAACUAUUUAGGAGUUAUGUGUAGUUAUCUUUAUUUCCAUAUUGAAGUGAAUUAUGAUAGAAACUACUUUGAUUACCUGUAAACUUUGAACAUGUGAAUGUGAAAGACUAAUCAUUAAUAUUUACAAUAGAAUUUCCGAGUUUACUGGUUACAUGUUGUAUAUGUUAUAUGUUUUAUAGAAAGAGGUAGAUCAUUUUGACUUGUACUUGCAUGCUGAGAAAGUGCGUGCACUCCUGAUAUACAUGUAUAACGUACAUAAAUACCUACUCUUUGUUUUUUUUUUAAAUAAAUAUACCGUACUAAAUAUAUGUACUUUCUAUAUUUAUAGUAGUAGGUAGAUCUUUGGGACUUGGUCAUUUUAAAAGUAGCUCGCAGGCUAAAAAAAUGUGAGCACCCCUGGUCUAGGCAGCACCCACACAAAAGUUACAGACGAAUGUUAUCUAAAAUCACAGACUGCAGCAGUCUGGAUGAGUUUCAGGUUAACAAUGCAACAGUGAUAGACCGACUUCAAAUAUUGGAGUACCUGCCCAUUACACCCCCAGUAAGCAUAGAAAAUAUCCUGCGUCCCCCUUUCCAUUCUUGACAAGACUUUCAACAAUGUGUUGAGUGUGUGGGAAUUUUUGUGUUGGUUUGUGGGGUCAGAGGUGACUGACAUUGGACCUGACUCACAAUCUCAAUUGUACUACACCAAACUCAUCCAACAUGCUCUUAAGCACCUUGCAUUAAGAAGUGUAUUUGAACAAUACCUGUAUAGGUUUCCAAGACCAGUUAACGUUGAACGGAAAUGAUUGUACAGUAUUACUGGUAAUAUGAAACAGUAUAUAAAAAGCCAUAUCACAAGAUAAGACACAUGAAGUUUCAAUAUGAAAGAGUGCGCCACUCACACUAUCCAUAUUCCUGUGAUGGAGAAGGCAGACAGGCUGACAGGCAGGACGAUCCAGGCAGUCAUUGGGCUGGCAGUGAGUUGGCUUUGUCCCAAGCAUGGGGUGAGAGGGCGGCUUCGGGUUGGCGUAACAACACGACACGGGGGUUCA
Messenger RNA from Dunckerocampus dactyliophorus (ringed pipefish), 7165 nucleotides. RefSeq names its product ring finger protein 181 (gene rnf181). Gene Ontology annotation, biological process: protein ubiquitination. Gene Ontology annotation, molecular function: ubiquitin protein ligase activity. The record is from RefSeq and is a predicted model, not a curated record. The transcript has 6 exons. The coding region runs from base 264 to 737 and encodes 157 amino acids. Gene Ontology annotation, cellular component: cytoplasm. NCBI's taxonomy places the organism in Eukaryota, Metazoa, Chordata, Actinopteri, Syngnathiformes, Syngnathidae.